AUGUGUUCCGAAGAUUUGUGUCUAUUGGUGUGGGAUAAAUCCUGUGAUGUGGCGUGUAGUUUGGGAUGUAAUUUGUGUCUGUGUCGGUAUAGAUGGUGUCCUUGUUAUGAAUGUUGUAAUGAAGAUGAAGAAGAAGAGGAGAAUACAAAAUCAUCAGCAUCGUCAUCUUCCUCGGAAGGAACAUCAAGUGGUGGUAAAUUACAUGAUCAUCAUCAUCAACAUGAUGACAAGUGUAAUUGUAAUAAUACAAAGAAGACUAUUGUAGCAACAUCACCACCAACACUUUCGGAAGAAGAAUUGGCAUUGAAGAAAUUAAAGAGAAAGGAAAAGAAUAUGCACUAUAAUAGAAAAUUGGAGGCUGGUGUUUAUUAUUUAAUUUUGUUUGGAUUUUUGUAUAUGGGAGUUAUUCCUUUCAUUGUUUCUUAUUAUUGGAUUGACAUUUUUGGUUUAUUUGUCGAUUCUGAAAAGGCUCCCAAUAUGAAAUAUCCCUUGUUAGAGUUGCAAACUACUUAUUCCACACAGGAUUGGGAUAAACUUAAUUUAUUGGGAGCUCACUGGAGUUUUUACUUGUAUUAUAUUGGUUGGAUUUUGAGUUAUAUUACCUAUGAGAUGAGUAAGAGGUCAAAUCCUGGAAGAAUUUUUGUGGAAGGUGAUGAAAAACAUUUGGGUUACAUUUCACAUAAGGAUAGUAUUACAUUUGAGAGAAAGGAAGAACAAAAAGCAAUCAAUAGUGAAAAGGUACAGGAACAACAGACAUCAACAACCACUUUGAGAAAUAGAAAGAGUGGUGAAAAGAAUUUGGAAAAUGAAAAGCAAGAGAAUGAAUCAAGUGACUCGGCCACUGCUAUCACAGCAAAUGCUACCAAGAAGGAAGAAACCAAAGUUGUGGAAUUUCCAACAAGAUCCAAAUUUUGUACCAGAUGUGGACAUAGAGCUGCAAAGUAUGACCAUCACUGUCUGUGGAUUUCUAAUUGUGUUGGAGAAAAGAAUCAAUUGACAUUUUUGGCAUUCCUUUUGAGUAUGGUAGUUCAAAUGUCUUUAUGCUUUAUUAUGGUAAUUUGCUUGUUCUACUUGACUUAUUGUGAGGUGAAUCAACUCUUUGAUUAUGCAUUUCAGUAUGAAUCCAUGAAGAGAAUAUCAUCCCUCCACGGAAAGAGAAUUGAAGAAUUGUACACUGAUGGAAAAACUCAACAAAUGCUUCAAUUCGUGCACAGCAAUAAUCCAAUCAUGCAAUUCCACACAUUUUUAUUUAUUGUGUUGAAUGUCAUCAAUUUGGGAAUUGCUGGAUUGGUUUUAGCCUUUGUUGGUUUCAUGAGUGGCGUUCAACUCUACAUGAUUACUUUUAACAUGGCCUCAGUUGAGCAUUUCAAUCCAGAAAAGUAUACCUACCAACCAAAAAUACAACGUAAUUGGAGAAAGAAUUGGAUGCUAUUCUAUCAACAAAUCAUGCUUCCAUUUAACAAAUUUACUGACUAUGACCAACAGUAA
Molecule: messenger RNA, 1488 nt
Organism: Naegleria gruberi
Lineage: Eukaryota; Heterolobosea; Eutetramitea; Acrasida; Naegleriidae
Exons: 1
Coding region: 1-1488 (495 amino acids)
Biological process (GO): peptidyl-L-cysteine S-palmitoylation; protein targeting to membrane
Cellular component (GO): Golgi apparatus; endoplasmic reticulum
Molecular function (GO): protein-cysteine S-palmitoyltransferase activity
Source: RefSeq, a predicted model, not a curated record